Molecule: messenger RNA, 345 nt
Organism: Triticum turgidum subsp. durum (durum wheat)
Lineage: Eukaryota; Viridiplantae; Streptophyta; Magnoliopsida; Poales; Poaceae
Source: the annotation of a GenBank genome assembly
AUGACGCCUCCGACGGCCACCUUCCUCACACUCCUCGUCCUCGGCGCCGUCGUCAUGGGCGCCGCGGCGGACGGGCCGCCCGCCACCUACCUGUUCUUCGUCGACCCCACACCGCCCGGCGUCACCUGCAUGCAGUACCACCUCGGCAUCCUCACCGCCGCCCUCGGAAGCGAGGAGAAGGCGAAGGCGGCCAUCAUAUACAACUACAAGAACGUGGUCAGCGGGUUCUCGGCGAGGGUCACGCCGGCCGAGCUCGAGGCCAUCAAGAAGCAACCGCAUGUGAACCGGGCGCUGCCGAGCGCUACGUUGCAACUCAUGAGCAGCAACUUCGACGGCGUCAGCUGA